UAUCACACAAAUCAUAUCUAUUAUAUGCAUCUAUUUUUUUUUUUUUACAAACGAAUGCUACUACAAUUGCCAUUGAUUUCGUAAAAUGUUCAUCUGCUUUGAGAAACGAGUUGUCCAGAUUGACGUUUAUGUUAUUUUGAGUCAUUUCCUCACAGACUGCAGCUGCUUGCUCUCGUCUAGUCAAGGCACACACAGACAUUCAUAAACGCAGGAAACUAUCAGCACUAAUUCACUUACGUAACGGCAAUAAUGUAAUAACCAAAAUGUUGUUGAAGUUAGUUCUAUACAAGUGAAAUGACCACAGAUAAACAUUUAAGAUGUUGAUAUUUACAGGUAUAUAUUCUGUGUUCUUCAUCUUAGAAUUUUGUCUGCAAGUCUGGAUGCUCUAUUUAUUAUUUAGACAAAAAAAUCACAAUGCAACUGUGACAGAAAGAAUUAGCGGCAACUAAAAACUUGCUUAAACUUUUAAAUGUCUCAAAAUACAAUAAAACACUAUUUAAAAAAAAAAAAAGUGAUGUAAUUUUCAAUAAUAUGCAAAAUCUCAAAAUCGUUUAGAUUUAUAUUCGGACAUGGACAAGCUUGACAUGUGAUACCUUAAAUAUAUUUGCUCAUUUCAUUUUAAUAGCUUCAAAUAUGUAAUGGACAAUAUUUUAGAAAAGAUAUAUUAAAGGGAGUCUUUGUCUCGGGCAGACAUGGUGGUUAAACUAUUAAAUAUACUAGUAAAGUAAAAAUUAAAGAUGUCCGUUGUCUUUUAUUAUUGUACUGAUUUGCACUUUUAGACAGAAUGUAAGAAUUCAACAAAUACCUAUAAAAAAAUAAAAAUCAAACCCCAGUAGGCUACUUAAAAACAAAUAUCUAAUUCUGUUAUAAGUUGAGCACACACAAAUCACACGACACUUAUAUAAAUGUAUUUUACACGGACGCCCGCCCUCUUCAGCUGCGCGCGCAGCCCCAGAUUUCAGCCGGAGGCACAUGCAGAUAAAUUUUCUAUCCAUAAAAAUGUGAAAAUACAGCCUAUGCGUAUAUUAAAUCUAGUCAUGAAAAUGAGUGUACUUGAAUGCGUUUCGCACAAAACGUUUUUAUUUCGCAAACUGUGGUCUUUACAAUACAGCUCGGUGAAGUCGACGACGUAAGUUAGUGAGUUGGCAAUUUAUUGCUAUCGAAACACGACGGCCCUGAAAUGUGAAAAACUACGAAUAAAUGAUGAUAUCUGGUCAGCAGUGGGGGUUGCCAUUGAAAAGUUUCAUUAGCUACUGAGUAAAGCGACGUUUUUGUCGAGUUCAACACCACCGAGGGCGUGCAGGUAUCACGCUUAGCCUUCCUUUGUUACUUCUAGCAUGUACUAUAUUCGAGUCAGCGCUUCAAGUGUGCGUGCGCUUCCCAAUAAUCCUCAAGCGACUUGUUCUUAAAAUAAACCUUUUAUCGGCGGGGAAAAAAAUCGCAUUUAAACCCUUUACUGUAAGGCAAGUGGUUUAAUAUGGUUUGUUGGUGGCGCGGUUUCUAAUUUUGGCCCAUGUUUGAUCUCCCUUGCCGUCCUCUUUUUUUUUUUAAACUGAAAAACCACAGUUCGCCAACUGGGCUAAUAUUUCGGAUAGAAUAAAAUCCUGCACCGAACCAAACGUUCAGUCCGAUCCUGGAUCCCUCAUAUAUUCCUCACAGUAUUGUUGCCGCUCUAGUAUCGCGCUCCCUGCGAUAGCGCCCAGGAGACCCCGUGCUGCUACAGCUGUAUAACAGAAACACUGCUAUUCCCUUUUACGCGGAUAAAAGAAAAAAAUAAUUCCUUAUAUGAAAGACCAUUGAGCUCCGCGGCGUGUGUAUUUAGUAACACGACAGUUUCCCACAAAUCCUCCGUCCCUUCUUUGGAGAGUAUCCAUUUUAACUAGCUGUUAGUCUUCCAGACUUACACACUCCCGCAGCCUCUCAACGCCAUCUCACGCUGCAAAAUGCUGACUGGAGAAGCGAGCCGCCUACAAAAAAAUAAGGCUCUGCCUCUUUUCUGUCUACGACAACGGUCGGCCACGCGACGAUCCAACGGCAUAUUCGCGUUCCCGUUUGUUACGGCGAUUGACACGUUCCUACCCUAUGGCGUGGCAGAGGGCGCGGGCUGGAGCUGGAAGUCCGUCCUCGUAACGAACCCCUGCUCCGCCGUGGAGGAAACCCCGUGUUCUGGUUGUGUGUAGGCUACGCUGGGAGCCGCGGUCGAUGCCGGUGUAGAGAGGGGGAUGGGCAAUACUGCAAAUGUAAAGGACAUGAGAUUGAAUCACAGUCUUGAAUCACCAAGUGCUGUACAUACCCAUAUAAAUAUCGACUAUAAUUUUGUAAAAUAACAUUGUAUGUUGAUGUAUUCUUCAGCAGCUCAACGUGAGCAUUUGAAGACCGCACAGUGUCUUAAAUGGGAGAAAAUGUGAAACUUUCAACUCUUGCGUAAGGGACACUGAGAAGUUUGGAAGAUAGCCUGAGAGCCUCGCGGUUUACAGUUCACAGGAAACACCGAGGUUGCAAGAGAAGGCCUGCUGUUCUGCCUCACAUCGAUGUUGGAUUUUUUAAGAACACUAAAUCCCUACAAUAGGCGUUUGAGUUUCAAUUACGCCGGAAGGACGCUGUAGCCUUAUUACACUUUUAUAAUGGCAGAGGCAGAGUUGUGCUUAUCGUCACACUUCAUCGUUGACCGCUAGUUUCCUUCAUACACCAUUCCUAUCAAGACUCCUGAUGUGCGUGAUGUGGUAUAGCAGCGCCCCAUCUGAGGAGUGCUUCACUGCUGCCAUUAGGAGCCCUUGAUUCUCCUCUUCCCCCCCCUCUCCCUCCCCUCACCCCCUCCCCCCCCAUCCCCUUCCCUGCGUUGCUGCGCUUGACGUCAUGAGCAUAGUAAUCACACUGGGAGUCACCACACCUGAGACACCUUACACCGAUAUGGCCGCUGGAUCAGAUCCUGAGUCAGUUGAAGCGAGCCCAGCAGUAAAUGAGAAGAAUUACUCGAGUCGCAGCUGUGGGAACACACAAAGUCAUGGAUACGGGGGACUUCCCUAUGCUAUGCAACAGUCUUCCGUUGUGUGUUGUCAGGAUCAUAACUAUGGAGCUCCACCCCCUCCCACCCCUCCUGCCUCCCCACUCUCCCAGACCGUUUUCUCCCAUUCGGAACACAUUGGCACUCUGGGACGAUCGCGAACCUGUUUUCCCACCAAUGAACCAGACAACUCUGCUGACAGUGAGAGCUCAUCUGAGGAGGAGGAGGUGGUGGAAGGAGCAAUUCCACCUUCUUGGUGUCAAUGCCGUCUAGUGCAAGAUGGCUUCCUCAUUAAGUGUGAGAGUUGCAGGGGCCUGGAGAAGAAGAAAGGGCUGGAUGGGCAGCGCAGAAAAGCAGAGAAUGUUUCCGUGGGCGAGAGCAGCGCUACAGAGAGUGGAGAUGAGGACAUGUCAGCUUCCGCUGUGUCGUACACGGCAACUCAACACACACCCACUAGCAUCACUCUCACUGUCAAAAGAGUCAAACACAACAAAGUCAAGAAGAGAAAGAAGAGCACAGAGAAGACACGCACUACUCCUAAAGCCAAGAAGGUUAAGGCGUACAGAGAGGGUUCCAGAAAAUCCAUGCGAAUGAAGAAUUCUGCGUCUGAGGCUAGUGUUCUGGAUGAGAAUACAACAGAAGGAUGGGAGACUCGAAUUCGGCAGUGGACAGACCAGUAUGAGGAAGCUCUGUCUAACCAGUAUAGUGCUGACGUGCAGAACCUCCUCAAACACUACUGUGCCAAUGGCAACUCGUCCCCCACCCCAUCUACUGUCGCCAUGGACACCAUUAACAGAACAGAACUAGCUUGCAACAACACUGUGUUGGGCUCGCAAAUGCAGUUACAGCUGGGCCGUGUAACACGUGUGCAGAAACACAGGAAGACUCUCAGAGCUGCACGGAAUUUGGACCCCGAAACACUCAUCAUUGAGUAUAGAGGCAAAGUCAUGCUCAGACAACAGUUUGAAGUCAAUGGACAUUUUUUCAAAAAGCCAUAUCCUUUUGUCCUGUUCUAUUCUAAGUUUAAUGAAGUAGAGAUGUGUGUGGAUGCCCGAACAUUUGGCAAUGAUGCACGGUUUAUCAGAAGAUCAUGCACACCCAAUGCUGAGGUGCGGCACAUGAUAGCCGAGGGGAUGAUUCACCUGUGUAUCUAUGCUGUUGCUCAAAUUUCAAAAGAUUCAGAAGUCACAAUCGGCUUUGACUACGAGUUUAGCUGCUGUAAUUAUAAAGUGGAUUGUGCGUGUCAUAAGGGCAAUCAGGACUGUCCUGUGCAGAGACACAAUCUCCGCCCCCUUCAACUGCUGUCCCCCCAGUCUUCAAACUUUGCCCUGCCUGGAGCAGAAACACGGAGGAGACGGGCCCGCCGCAGAGAAUUGGAAGGGGACCGGCUCAUAACUGGUGCAUCUGAUGAGAGCAACCACCUUCUGGAAGAUGCAAAUGAGACACAGGGAGUUAGCGAUACAGAGGAUGCUCUUAUGGACAGGGUGAAGUUGGAGAAUGGAGAAGAGGAGUUAGAUGAGAAUGGAGCACUAAUACCAAACAAACGUUCUCGUGAAGAACGGAAGGCAGAGGCCAUGAUGCACAUGUUUGAGAACCUUGAUAGAAGAAAGAAACGUGGUCAAGGCACGGCGCAGGCUACACCUGAAGAAACCAAACUGGAAACGGCCGAGGCAGAAGUCCCCUCACUUACAGCAGGAAACUGUGUUCCAAAUACAGUAGCAGGUGGAGGGAUCAGUACAAGGCGCACGUCCUUCGCUGUCGUGGAAACAACAGACAUUGACUCCGAAAAGCCCCCUGCUACACCCAGUCCUGCCCCUAAAGCGCAACCUGCCCGUAGUUCCAAACCACGUCCUAAGAGCCGCAUCUCCAGGUACCGCUCCAGUUCAGCCCAGCGUGCUCGAAGACAGCGGCAGGCUCUUUCUCAGCAAGCGGCAGAGGGAGUUUUGGUGAGCGGUGAAGAAGGCAGCGCAGGGGCAGGCCUCAGGGAGCAGGGCCAGGGAGAGGGAGCUCCAAACUGUGGGAGUCUCCAGGAUGGGGAACUCUGUGGAACUGCCUCUUCAGGGAUGGGUAGUAAGACUAAUGUCAGAUACCCAAAAACCAAAAAGUACCUGGUGACUGAAUGGUUAAAUGACAAGGUUCCAGAGCGGGUGGAGGAGUCUGUGGAACGCCCUUUACGCAUCACCACUGACCCUACAGUCCUGGCCACUACCCUCAACAUGCUGCCAGGACUAUCUCAUUCACCUCUCAUCUGUACUACCCCCAAACACUAUGUUCGUUUUGGUUCACCUUUUAACCCAGAAAGACGCCGGCGACCCUAUAUGAUUGACCCUGCAUAUGGUUCUUGCAAGAAGAGGUGGAUGAAACAAGCAAUGGAUGAGAGCAUGUUAUCUGGCCUAUUGGAAGAUGGAACAGAGUCCAAUUCUUCUCACAAAAGUAACACCAGCAGCACAAGCAGCUCUCAACCAUUCAAACCUGAGCUGACAGGACCAUUUAAGAAGAGGAAAUUGAAGUGCUCAUCAGAAACGGCAGCUCCACCUUCUGAACUCUUGUUACGACCAUUGUCCCCCAUCACCCCUCCUCUGCCCUCUGAACUUCCCAUGACUCCUCUUCAUUCGCUCAUGACUCCCUGCUCACUUUAUUUAGGUGGGGAAGUGGAGAAGUUGAAUGCUACCAUGCUUUCUUACUCUCCUCUCACAUCCCGACCUGCCAGCCGCUGCAAUACACCUUUACAGUUUGAGAACAUCUCUUCUCCUGAGGCCUCUCCUGUCCAUAGAUCAGAAUCUCUGACUCCAGAACCCUGUUUGCGACCAGAUUUCACUUCACGGGUCACUUCCUUCCCUGACUUUUCCACAAGCCGGGGAAGCCCUGCUCCUGUGUCAGAUGACUUCUCACUUGCUGCUCCAGACUCUCUGAAUGGAUCUGGUGGAGGGACUCCCCGCAGCUCAGCUGUUGUGUCCAGUCUAUGUGACUCUUCCUUGGUUUCACACGCCAGCGAGGCACAGGCCUUUAGGACAGAAUUUAACCUCAUUUACACCUGCUCUCCCCUCAAUGCAAAUCUACCCACUGCUCCUAUGAGUGACAGACACUUUCCACAAUCCGAGGGAGGCUUGUCCACAGCUGACUCCGACUUAAGCACAAUGUGCAGCCAGGGGCUGCUGAUGGAAGCGGGGUCUAGCUCUGGCUCUCUCUCAAUGUAUCUGGACACACAGUUUGGAGGUGGAUAUUCAGAGCGCAGCACAUCCCCCCAUCCUAGCAAUCCACCACAGAAGAAGAAGAGGGUCAUGGUGAGUGCUGGUAGUCAGCUGGCUGGCUUGUCUGGGUACCAGGCAUUAGCUGUAAGAGGCCAGUUCAAGCCAGGGCAGAACAUGGUCUCUCUGCUGGAGUACAGAGAAAGAAAGAAAGGUCCACGAGACCCAGCGCCCCACGUCACAAACCUCAUCUCAAUUUGCCCUCGCACAGAGUCUCCAGGACAGCCGCGCAUGCAUUUUCAGCCUUCAAUCUCUCCGCACAAUUCGUUCUCUCCAGAACACCAAGCUUUCCCACAGAUAGAGGAGGUCAGUCCUCCUGGCAUCAGGUCUGGAAACCACACACAGACCACAGUUCUUAGUGGACCAGAGUCCAACCACUGGAUGGUCCCUACAUCAGUUGAGCGGUUGAGGGAAGGACAAGGUGCUCUGGAGCGUGUUCUGAGGGGUAACUUAAACAUAGAACGUGCCCUUAAAAGAGGAGAUGCUGGAUUUAAUGACCAAAUCAGCAGUUGUGACAAGAGCUCUGAUGCUGUUGAGAUGGACAGGUUUGAUCUUCAAAGCUCAUCUCUGGCCUCCCCCUUAAAAAGUCCUUCGAUUCACCCCCAUCAGCAGAUGCUGCCUCUCCAGCCUGAAUCCCAUCAGCAUUUGGAAAGCCCAGCCUAUGACCAGCAGAGGUCCUCUUCUCCAUUCUGUCCAUCUGUAAGCCCCUCCCCUCCCCUCUGCAGCUCUGGCGGGCCAGGAUACUAUUCUUCAAAGCUGCCCACACAUAGCCCGCUCACCCAAGAAAGCCCGUCCUCUUCUACAGUAUCUAUCUCCUCAGUGGACUCAACAAUGUGUGCGCCUCAUCCUCACAGCAGCAGUGGAGGUGCAAUGGACACCUCAAGCCUUAAAGCUAAACUCUUGGACAGCUCCCUGGCUGCUGCUCUCUCUCUACCCACCAGAGGCCACCUUAAAAUGGACAGCACUGCAGUACCACACUCACAAGGUGCUCAUGGCUCCAGAUUGGCUCAGUCAUCUAGAGUGCACAGCCAGAGAACAGACAGACCCAGUCAGGCUAACUCGAGACAUCUCACAGCUUCUGGAGCACAGCACUAUCCACAACGAAAUUUACAGGGUUCAGGGGUAUGGACGCAGUCGGGGACCUUUUAGGACCCACAGUGUGCGUGUAUGUAUGUGUGUGUGAGUGUGUGUGUGUGCGUGUAUCAGAUAGAGAAGUGUGUGACAUCCUCCUCACUUUUACCUGUGGAGAAGCUAUGCGUUGUUUGAGGGAUUUGAUGUGUCAUGUUCUGUAUGGAUGGUCUAUUUUUGUCUUUACUUUCCCCAGUUCCUUUUAUCUUUUUCCAAAAACUGAAUUUCUGCAGUUACGUGUAACUUAGUGUGGACUUCAUAACAAUCAAAUCAAUGGAACAUUAAAGUAACUAGUUUGGAGUAUAUAACCAGAUUUAAAUGUAUUUUGAAAAUUCACCCAAAUGCUACAAUGAUGUGUUCACACUGAAGUGCAAGUAUUUAAGAGUAAGAGGAAAAUGACUGAGUUGAGCACCAGUGGUGAAACAAAACCGUUUCUCUAAAAGUAGGGUUCUCGUGUUUAAGACUUUUCCAAGAGUAAAAGUGAAUGUGCUGAUCUUCAUGAGUUUUCAACUUUCAUGAGCGUAUGAAAUGGCACUCUUACUUUUAAGAUGCUUUGCACGCUUGACUCUCAGUUUUCUCAGUAGUCGUCAUCAGAACAGUCAUGUAGUGUGUUCCCGGAUGGCACGCUUGGAAAGCAAAGUGUUUUUUGAAUGCACAUGAAAGCAAUUCUUAGUGAACAGCGAGUUAUUUCCUCACUCUGAAUCAUUCCAGUGUCUAGCUGUCGUUAGGGUCCGACGGGCCUCUAGCCUCUGUUAGUGUCAUAAAAUCACUAUUCACUUGAUAUAUAAUACUUGACGAGCAGAUCUUAUGGUGCUUCAGUUGGUCCAGUUGAAUUGUUUAUUUUGUUUCCCAGUGUAAUCCCGGUUUGCCUCUUACGGUAAAAACAUGCAAUUGUCAGUUCAAACUUUUUUUUAUUUUUUAUUUUGGUUUCCAAUGAUUGUUAAAGACCCUCUCUGUGACUCGCAAGGCGCAGGACUUUGCUGAAAAGAAUUUGCAGAAAUGUUUUUGUUUAUACUCCGUUAAAAAUGUGUACCCUCCUGAGCCCUUUAAUCCCAAGUGUAUACUUCAUUUCUCUCACUUCUUCAUUUGAUUUUCUCUCUCUGACCAGUCCUUGCAUUCCAACCACCAUUUUAGAAAGGAAGAGAGGAACGAAAUGCUAUGGCCAAAUUGGUUUGAUCAGUAAAUAAGACAAAGCAAAGUGUGCUGCUGCUGUGGUCUCUUAAAUGUAAGUGUUACUCCCCUUUUUUUAAUUAAAAGAAGCUGCUCACAGGACAGCCUUUUUAACAGAACAGGCAUAGUGCUGUACCUCCCUUGGAUAAUACCUUUUUUUAAAACGGUAAGGUUGCCAAGUCAUGUGCCAUGAUGACCACAGUAGUGGGAUAUUAAAACCCCGCUUUAGAGAAAAUCUAUGCCCCUGUUGCAUUUAGAGAAUUAAAGUUGUCUGCCUGGUGGAUUAUUCUUGUGUGGUCCAACAAUAGAAAAGAUGAAGUCUGUUUUUGUUUUGGCCUAGUGUGAAAAGAUCUUGAAAUGAUGACGGGUUCAUGUGGUCAGCCUUAGCUCACUGGUUUAUAUGAAUGUCUCUUGAAAAGGAAAAAAAAAAAAAAAAAGACUAUGUGAUCUGAAAUUUUACCAGCACCUUAACUACAUGAUCAUGUGUACUUAGGUGAAGUGUCAUUCUGUUCUCAGAGAAAUAUAGUACACCAAAAUUUGCUGCAUGA
This is a messenger RNA of Puntigrus tetrazona (Sumatra barb), 9098 nucleotides long. It is a transcript of the gene setd5, whose product is annotated as SET domain containing 5. NCBI's taxonomy places the organism in Eukaryota, Metazoa, Chordata, Actinopteri, Cypriniformes, Cyprinidae. The record is from RefSeq and is a predicted model, not a curated record. Gene Ontology annotation, molecular function: protein binding. The transcript has 26 exons. The coding region runs from base 2857 to 7401 and encodes 1514 amino acids.